AUGAAGAGAUCUUCUAAGCUUAAACGUCCAGUUCCAGAUGACGUUCUAGAUGACAUUCCAGAUUGCGCAAUAGACGGAAUUCAAAAAGCUGUAGCUCCUUUGCGCGGAACUUACCGUCAAUUUUCUUUCCAUCUCUGUCAUCCGUACAUGACCGGUGGAAUACCUGAUUCCAAGGCUUAUUCCAGUUUUGGCGAAUCAUUUAGAACAGAAAUCACCAAGUCUAAGUCAAUUAUAGCUCUAAAUGCUGAAGAAAAAUUAGAUCUCAAUAAAAGGUUUCCAAAUCUUACUCUGAAGGACUUAGAUGUGCUCAAAAGCUUGUCUCAUGCUGUCCGGACACGUGUUGAGGCGCUUAAGAAAUAUCAGGCAUGUGAUUGGAUGUUUAGUUCUUGUUUUUCAAAUUUGUCUAAGAGUAAUAUGAUGUUCGAACAUGAUUGGUUACACGGAAAGUUUCUUAAGGAGAAGGCAGCACUUCAAGAUUCCGACUACAAUGCACUGUGUCGUCGAAAAAAGUUGCUCAAGCAGAAGGCAAGACUUGAUGGGCCCGACUACAAGACACUGUGUCAUCAGAGUAAAUUGGAUGAAUUAGGAGAGGAGUUUAUUGAGAAGAGAGCAGCACUUGUGGACAAGUACCAUGAUCUGUAUCAGCCUCUUUAUACAAAGCGGUAUGAUAUUGUGAACGGGAUUGUAGAUGUUGAAGGCGCAUUGAAUGAAGCAAGUGAUCGAACCAAAGAGGAUGAGAGCUCUACAAAGGAGAAAGAAAGAGGAGUGCCUGAUUUCUGGCUCACGGCAUUCAAGAAUAAAAUGGUUAUAUUUGGAAACGUUAGUGCUCGAACAUGUUUACCUCUUUAA
This is a messenger RNA of Oldenlandia corymbosa var. corymbosa, 849 nucleotides long. The record is from the annotation of a GenBank genome assembly. Lineage: Eukaryota; Viridiplantae; Streptophyta; Magnoliopsida; Gentianales; Rubiaceae.